UAUGGGUGAGAUAGUGCCAAAUUAAUUGUUUGUUGCUGGUUAUAGCCGCAAUAAAAUAUCUGAUGAGAAAGGUAUCAAGGACAUAUUCAAAAAAUAUGGCAAUAUUAAGGAUGUUGCCUAUAAGGGAUCUUAUUCUUUUGUUGUAUAAUAUAUUCCUCUAUUUAAAUAGACAUUUUCAUCAGAAUCAGAAGCUGAAGAUGCUCUCAAAGCACUUAAUGGAUAAUCAAUAAAUGGAUAGAAAUUAAAAGUUGAUGUUGUCGAUAAUCGUAAGACACGUAGAAAUGGACCUUAAGAAAAUGAUUAAUGCUUCAAAUGUGGAAAAGGAGGUCAUUGGUAAUGUUAAAUAAUUUAAAGAGUUUAGGGCUAGAGAGUGUCCAAACAGAUCAUCACCAAGAAGAAGAAGAUAUUCUGAUUCAAGAUCACGGUAUUUAAUUGAUUUAUUAUUUGGGCAGACAUAGAAGAUCAAGAAGAUCAAAUUCAAGGUCUCGUUCUUAUUCUUCUUAUUCAUCUUCUCACUCUAGGAGAAGGAGAGACUCUAAGAAGCGUAAUAGAUACAGUAGAAGAAGCAGAAGUCCAAGAAGAGAUAAUAAGAGAAAGAAAAGUUCCAGCUAAAAGAGAUCUAAUACAAAUUCAAGGUCCAGAUCAUCAGUUAGCAAUAAAUAGAGAUAGUCACACAAGUCAUCUUCUUCUAAAUGAGAAAGGAUCAAAUAAAGAAAAAGAAAUUAGAAAUUAAAUCAAUCGUCUUCUUCCAUUUUUUAUUCCCUUUCCUAUUAUUUCUGAACUGCUUUUGCUCAUAUAUAGGAAAACAUUUAAUAUGUCAAAUUCUUAAGCAAUCGAAAAACUAAAUAAAUUUUGUAUAUAAAUAUAUUUUUUAAGACAUUUUUACUAUUAUUAAUUCAUAGAAAAAAUGAAUGAAAGAUUUGAGUAAAAUCUAUAGGAGAUUCUUUCUAGAGAAUGUCAAACUGUAUAUAAGAACUUACUUCUAAAAGGAUAAAUUGAGUUAAUAAAAUAACAAAUUAGAGAUUAGAAAUAAAUCAAACAAUAAUAAGAUUAAGAAUUAAGAGAAAUAGAAAAGAUAUAAGUUAUGCAAAAUUUAAAAUAAGAAUAAUAAAAGUAGAUUGAAGAAAAAGAGAUCUAAUUGAUUAAAUAAAAGAAGGAACUUCAUCUUAGAUUAGAUGCAUGUGAAGACUUAUAAUUUGAAAUAGAACAAUAAUAUGAACAUCUUCUAAUAUAAUAAGAAAAUUAAAAGAUUUUAGAUGAAUCAAUUAAAAGAUUAAUGGAUUGUAUUUAAAGGAUUAAAAAACCAAUAAAAAAUUAGAUAUUUCAUAAUAGAGUUGCUACUUCUCAUUCAUUCGAUGAUCGUAAUAAUGGUUUUGGAAUAAUGGGUAUGCUUAAGUCUAAAAAUAAUGUUGAUGAUUAUAUAUAGAAAGUAGAAAAAAUUAACACUUCUAGACUAUUUAACAAUUGA
Paramecium pentaurelia is the source of this 1468-nucleotide messenger RNA. Lineage: Eukaryota; Ciliophora; Oligohymenophorea; Peniculida; Parameciidae. The record is from the annotation of a GenBank genome assembly.